Messenger RNA from Papaver somniferum (opium poppy), 3232 nucleotides. RefSeq lists its product as uncharacterized. NCBI's taxonomy places the organism in Eukaryota, Viridiplantae, Streptophyta, Magnoliopsida, Ranunculales, Papaveraceae. Bases 172 to 3054 code for a protein of 960 amino acids. The transcript is spliced from 4 exons. Gene Ontology annotation, biological process: regulation of transcription by RNA polymerase II. Gene Ontology annotation, cellular component: piccolo histone acetyltransferase complex. The record is from RefSeq and is a predicted model, not a curated record.
UUUUUUUUUAGUGUAGAAGAUGAACCGACUUUUUGAAACGAUUUAUUGAGCAGAACCGUUUUUUUCAUCAUCAUCCAGUUUUUAGAAAGAGAUGAGUAAUUAAAAUACGGCUAAUUUCAAGGAAGUUUGUUUUUCUGCCGUAUAUAAAUUCAAUUUAUUUUGAAAGCAAAUAUGCCUUCAGUAGGGAUGAUCCGUUCCACUAGAGUAUUUGUUCCAAAAUCACCUUCAUCUUCAUCAUCAUCUGUGAGAAGCAGCAAGAAAUUGAAGAUAAGAAGAAUCAAAGAAGAUAAUUCUGCUGGUGAUUGGUUGAAUCAGAGACUUAAUAACUUUACAUCUAAUAAUAAAGUUGUUGUUCUGAAUCAUCAGUAUGAAUCAAUUAUGAUGGAAUUCAACAAAGAAACUCAAUCAAUUGAAAAAGAAAUUGCUGUAAAGAAGGAACCAGUCUUGAUAUCUGAUACUGAAUUUGUUCAGAGUAAGAGGUUUGGGAAUGUUUACAGUAGAAAAAGAAGGAAAUUGUUGAAUGGGGGAAUGGAGGUGGUGGUUCAAAGGAAUGAAGAAAGGAUGUUUGGUAAGCAAUUUGUUCGUAGACAAUCGAAAGGGAGGGCUAAUUUGGGGUUGAAGGAGUUGAAUUCAUCAUCAUCACCACUUAAAGAAGUGGAAUUGGUGGUAAUUGGGGAUUCGGAGGAGAAUUCAUUGCCACCACCAGUUAAAGAAUCAGUUGAUAAAAGGGUUGUUCUUUCUUUUCUGAUUGAUCCUACUACUGCUACUACUUUAUUGAGUAGUGGUUCUCAGUUUUUGAACUCUAUUCUGAGAUACAUGUGGAUGAAGAAGAAUUCAAGGUUGAGAUUAUCACUUCUUGCUGCUUUCAUGAAUGAUCGAACUAUCUCCAGGGUUUUCUCUGCUCAUGCUGGGAUUCAUCUUUUACAAGAUUCUUUACCAUCAUCAUCCUCAUCUUCUGGAAUUUGCAGGAUUCAACGGGUUCGAAACAAUGUACCUAUAUUUUCUGUUGAUUUCUCAGCAAUUCCUAUUUCGUUUAUUAGAUUACAUUUAGCUAUGUCUUUAGAAUGUCAAAGAUUACCCCAUUGUGUGCAAAUUUUACUGAAUGGUAAUGUGGGUUCUGGAAAGUCUUUGAAGAAGAAGAGGAAGGUGGUUGAAAUUACUGGUGGGAAUGUGUUAUGUCUGAGUUCCCCUGUGAAUAAGCGGAUUUGUUCGAGGAAAUUUAUUGUGAACCCACUGUCGACGGUUUUCUAUUCAGAUAUUUUGAAUUCGGAUGAGCGUUUCUUUGCUUCCAGUGAGGAUUGGGUUUCAACUGCAGUCUCUAAUUGUGAACCUAGGCAGAAUCAGAGGAAGUCUCCAUUGAUAUGUCAGCUGAAUACGGAGGCAGAUUUGAUACCUGGUAAUGAUUGGACUCCUCUAGUCCAUGAACCUAAACACAAAAAGAUGAAGUUAUCUAAGGAUCCUACUUAUGACCCUGAUACGGAGGCGGAUUUGUUUAUAACUGGUAAUGAUUGGACUCCUCGAGUUCAUGAACCUAAACAUAAGAAGAAGAAGUUAUCUAAGGAUCCUACUUAUAACCCUUAUAGUGAAUUAGAAGGUGCCGCACUGGAUUCAGAGAACAAGAUUGAUAUGCCAUCUUGCUCUGCAAGUGUAUUGGUUCUUGAGUCGGAUAGAUGCUACAGGAGAGAAGAAGCGACAGUGAUGUUAGAGUACUCACCUUCGAAGGAGUGGGUACUCGUGAUCAAGGAAAAAGACUUGGUCUUGUAUAGUUAUAAACCAACAGACUUGCCUUGGAGCUCUAUGAGUAAGACUAAUCGGUUUAAUCUGGCGAUGAUAUGGACUGGUUCAAAUGGUUGGAAUUUAGAGUUUCCUGACAGAGAAGACUGGUAUACUUUUAAGAAGCUCCAUCUGGAGUGUAUUCGUAGGAACUCGGAGGCUGAUUUGGAAAAGGCAACCCCUGUACCUACUGUUCGGGAAGUACCAGCUUUGGCGCAGCCAAUCCCUGUACCUAUUUUUCGGGCAGUACCAGAUUAUGUGAACUGUGAUUAUGUGCCAUUUGUACAACCUGGUGUUUACAUAACCAGGGAAGACGAUAGGUUUACAAGGUAUGAUGCUGAUUCAGCUGAUGAAGAAUGGUUGGGUAAAGUAAAUAAUAAUCGUUACAGAGAAUAUAAUGUAUCUUUGGAGAAGUUCGAGGAACUGAUUGAGGCGUUUGAGAAAGCUGUCUUUUAUAGCCUUAAUAACAGAAUCGAUGAGAGCAGGGCUGUCGCUCUUUGCUCAGAUACAGGGCAGAACCUAGCGGUGGAUGUAUAUAGAUAUUGGCUGAAAAGACGGAAGCAAAAACGAGCUUCUCCGCUAAUAGUUUUCCAGGGUCGACCAACAAAGAAGGUUCUGUCUGCUCUCAACAGGCCCGUAUUACGUAAAAAACGAUCAAUAAAGAAGAAAAGAGAACUUCCUCCCAGAGGAGCACGCAAACUUUUCUUCCAUGAUUUUGAUCCAGAAUUUGAUCCAGUAAAAGAGAAGGAAGGCGAAGCACGUAGAAUCAAAAAUCAGAAGGAAGACGAAGCACGUAGAAUCAAAAAUCAGAAGGAAGACGAAGCACGUAGAAUCAAAAAUCAGAAGGAAGACGAAGCACGUAGAAUCCAAAAACAGAAGGAAGACGAAGCACGUGGAAUCCAAAAACAGAAGGAAGACGAAGCACGUGGAAUCCAAAAACAGAAGGAAGACGAAGCACGUAGAAUCCAAAAACAGAAGGAAGACGAAGCACUUAGACUCCAAAAAGAGCAGGAACGUGUGGUUCAAGAAGAAAAGGUGCGAAAAGCCCGUGAAGAUGACUUGCGUAAAUCUGAAGAUGCAGAUAUCCUCAGAGUUGAACAAGCAACUAAAGCUGCACAGGAAAAAUUGGAAUUGGCAUUGCAGAAACGUCAGCGAGCACAAACUCUAAUGGGAUAUGCUGACUUGGCAGCAGAGUGGGCAACCAUGGCAAUGAAGAUUGCCGAAGCUGCUAGAAUAUCCGGGUCUUCAGAGACAGCUGCUUCAUCUUAUCUGGAUGAUUGAUUCUAGGGUAAAGUUGGUAUAUACUGGAAGUUUUUUUUUUAUUUUCUUCAUUGGGGGUUCUAUUUUUUUUACCAAUCUUCAUGCUCAAAUUCUUGAAUCUGUACAGCUUUUAUGAGAAGUUUUGUAUCUUUUGUAUAUAUGAGGAAGUAGUAUAUGCGUGUAUUAUUAUUCUUGAUUA